AGAGCGCAUGCGCGCCGCCCGCCCGCCUGCAACAUGUCGGCGCAAGGGGACUGCGAGUUCCUGGUGAAGCGGGCCCGCGAGCUGGUGCCGGGGGACCUAUGGGCGGCCAAAGCCUGGCUCAUCACGGCGCGGAGCCUCUACCCCGCCGACUUCAACAUCCAGUAUGAGAUGUACACCAUCGAGAGGAACGCCGAACGGACGGCGUCGGCGGGUAGGCUGCUUUAUGACAUGUUUGUGAAUUUUCCAGACCAACCUGCAGUGUGGCGAGAGAUCAGCGUCAUUACAUCGGCAUUAAGGAAUGACUCCCAGGAUAAGCAGACACAGUUUUUAAGAGGAUUAUUUGAGACCCUUCCUGGUCGAGUCCAGUGCGAAAUGUUACUAAAGGCCACAGAGCAGUGUUUUAACACACUAGAAAGGGCAGAAAUGCUCCUGCUCCUUCUGCGGCGCUUUCCGGAGACUGUCGUACAACACGGGGUAGGUCUUGGAGAAACCUUAUUAGAAGCUGAAAGUAUUGAAGACCAAGAAUCCCCAGUGAAUUGUUUUAGAAAAUUAUUUGUUUGUGAUGUUCUUCCUCUCAUAAUCAACAACCCUGAUGUUCGGCUUCCUGCCAGCUUGCUAUAUAAAUAUCUGAAUAAAGCAGCAGAGUUUUAUAUUAACUAUGUAACUCGAUCUACACAGACUGAAAGCCAGUAUCAAGGUUCACAAGAUUCCACUGAUAUUAUGUCUCCAAGCAAACGUAGCUCUCAGAAAUAUAUAAUAGAUGGUCUCACAGAGAAAUCAUCCCAGAUUACAGAUCCUUGGGAGAGGCUAUUUAAAAUACUGUCUGUGGUGGGAAUGAGAUGUGAAUGGCAAAUGGAUAAAGGAAGAAGAAAUUUUGGUGAUAUUUUGCACAGAAUGAAAGACCUCUGCAGAUACAUCAGCAACUUUGAUAGUGAUGCACAUGCUAAAUACAAGAAUCAAGUAGUGUAUUCCACGAUGUUGGUCUUCUUUAAAAACGCAUUCCAGUAUGUCAGCAACAUCCAGCCGUCUCUCUUCCAGGGUCAAAAUGCCCCAAACCAAGCCCCACUGAUUCUUCUCGAAGAUGUGACCAACAUCUACGGCGAUACAGAUAUUGAUCGUAACAAACACAUACACAAAAAGAGGAAACUUGCAGAAGGAAGGGAGAAAACAAUGCAGAGCUCAGAUGAUGAGGAUCCUUCUGGGAAAGGCCGAAGUCGCCAUAUUACAGUGAAUAAGGCAGAUCUUGCAAACUCUAUUGAAGUACUAGAGAGCUUUAAACUGGCAAGAGAGAGCUGGGAGCUGCUCUAUUCUCUGGAAUCACUCGACAAAGAGUUCACCAGAAUUUGUUUGUCAUGGAAAACGGAUACUUGGCUUUGGUUGAGAAUCUUUCUCACAGACAUGAUCAUCUACCAGGGACAGUACAAAAAAGCCAUUAGCAGUCUACAUCACUUGGCAGCUCUUCAGGGCUCCCACCCGCCACAGCCAAUUACAGGACAAGGCUCUCUAGAAAAUCAGAGAGCGCUAAUCCAGCUAGCGACGUGUCACUUCGCCCUUGGGGAGUACAGGCAAACAUGCGAAAAAGUGCUUGACCUCAUGUGCUAUAUUUUACUUCCAAUACAAGAAGGAAGUAAAGUCCAAGAGGAGCAACCUAAAGUCAAGUCUAAAUUCAGGAAAGGGUCUGAUUUGAAGCUCUGGCCAUGUACAAGUCGAGCUAUCAUGCCCUAUUGCCUUCAUCUGUUACUAGCUUGUUUCAAGCUCCGAGCUUUCACAGACAGCAGAGAUGAUAUGGCACUGGGCCACGUGGUGGUUUUGCUUCAGCAUGAAUGGCCGAGAGGUGAAAACCUGUUCCUGAAAGCCAUCAACAAAAUCUGCCAGCAAGGAAACUUCCAGUAUGAGAAUUUCUUCAACUAUGUUACAAAUAUUGAUAUGUUGGAGGAAUUUGCUUAUUUAAGAACACAGGAAGGAGGGAAAAUUCAUCUGGAAUUGUUGCCAAAUCAAGCGAUGUUGAUCAAGACUUCUAGCCCUCCCCUGGGGUUACUGCAGCAGGAAUUCAUGCCUGUGCUACAGCCCAGCAUACAGACUGCUGACAGGCAUCAUACGGUUACCCGGGGCAUCACGAAAGGAGUGAAAGAAGAUUUCCGCCUGGCCAUGGAGCGCCAGGUCGCCCGCUGUGGGGAGAACCUCAUGGUGGUUUUGCACCGCUUCUGCAUUAACGAGAAAAUACUGCUGCUUCAGACCCUGGCCUGAAGGGGCCGGACCUCGGGACACUGUCACUUUGGCACAAGGGGGAAGGCUCUGGAAUCCACAGCAGGAAUUCCAUUGCGGGAAGCCACUUGUCACCGAUUCCCUGUUAGUUGCAAGUUCUGCGGGACACAGGCCCUCCUUGAUGUUUGCUCACUGCUCCUUUUUCUAAUGGGGAAGAUGGAACUUUAUAAAUAAAACUUUCCUUAAGA
Messenger RNA from Nothoprocta perdicaria, 2453 nucleotides. It is a transcript of the gene INTS10, whose product is annotated as integrator complex subunit 10. The record is from RefSeq and is a predicted model, not a curated record. Gene Ontology annotation, biological process: snRNA processing. The transcript has 18 exons. Bases 34 to 2247 code for a protein of 737 amino acids. Gene Ontology annotation, cellular component: integrator complex. NCBI's taxonomy places the organism in Eukaryota, Metazoa, Chordata, Aves, Tinamiformes, Tinamidae.